GUUUUCGGUGCAAAAACGCUGCGAGCGUCCAAGCCAUGGGUCAUGGAGGACCAGGUCUUUGGCUUCGGCAAGCACCGGGGGAAGCGCUUCUCCGAGGUGCGAAGCAACGAGAGCGGCUACCUUCGCUGGGCCCAAGCCUUGGGCGAGAUCUCCGGGCAGCUGAAGGUGCCGCCGACCGCUCAGCUAGCCCAAGGGGUUGCGUUGCACAGCACCAGGGUGCGUUGCGUUGGCGUGUUGCAGGGUCCAUGGUGAGAAAUGGCAACCCCAGACUCAAGAAGUCAGAUCAAGUUAAGCUUGCUCCACGCGAGGCAUGAGCUUCAUGAGCUCAAAAGGUAUGAUCUUCAAGUUGACGUUGCGCAAUCCCACGACGAUCAUGUUGCGCUGCAGCUUGCCCCCUCACCCCUCCCCCAGCUUCUUGGGCGCCAGGAUUUCGUGGAUUUCUGCGGGGUCCCCGAGGCAGACCAGGCCCCAGGGCCCGCAGGCGCAGCCACAGAAGCCCCAGCCUCUCAGGAAUCAGCUCCAGAGCCGGCGGCAGGGGCCGGGAGGGCCACAAAAACGAGCCUUUCCGCAGAAGUCUGCAGCAGGGACACCUUUCGCAUCGUGCCUGACAAUGCGGCGUACGUCCCUCAAGAGAUUUGGCGGGCGUUGACCGAUUUGGAUGGGUCCAAGCUCGGGGCUAGCAGGCGCGAGUGGUACUUUCCCCUGCCAUCAUACAGAGACGUCAUGGAGCAGCUGAAGAAGAACGAGCUUUUGGCACGCAGUGAUAUUGAGCCUUUGCCACCCUGGCUCCUGCGGUCUCUUCAGCAUGACUGGAUCGAGAUUUCGGCCACAGAGGCCAAUGCAAGCUUGCAAUCCUUUCUGACUGGCCUGCCGCCAGAAAUUGUGGAGGAGCGCCCGGUCAUGGAGUUCCAGAAGCAGGGCAUCCUCUUUGGCCUCGCGAGAGGCGGCCGCUGCCUCCUGGGCGAUGAGAUGGGCCUGGGGAAGACGCUGCAGGCCUUGGCCAUCGUGUCCCAGUUCCAAGAGGACUGGCCAGUGCUGGUGGUAGCGCCGUCGGCCUUGCGGAUGGUCUGGCGGGAUCAGGCGCUCACCUGGCUGCCGCUGAAGGAGAAAGACGUGCAGGUGAUAUCCCAGGGCAAGCAGAAGCCCUUGCCAGAGUCGCGGCUGGUGAUUGCCUCAUACGAGCUGGUCACGCGGAACAAGCACCUGCAGCUUCGGGCCGACGGCCAAUUCUACCAAGCAAUCAUCUUGGACGAGGCCCACUACAUUAAGGAUCCCAAGUCCAAGCGCACAGGUGCGGCGCUGCCGCUGUGCCGCCGGGCCCGGCGCUGUGUGCUGAUCAGCGGAACCCCGGCGGUGAACCGCGCGGCGGAGCUCUACACGCAGCUUCAGGUGCUUUUGCCUGAAGCACCAGCCAUGACCCGAUACUACCAAAGAUACUGCGAGCAAAAGGAGCAGUACUUGCCUCGAGGCAUCCGCAUCACCAAGUGGGUGGGUGCCAAGAGGAAAGCAGAGUUGAACACGCUUCUGACCAGCACCGUCAUGGUGAGGCGCCUGAAAAGCGAAGUGCUGCACGAGCUGCCCAAGAAGCGCAGGCAACGAAUCACCUUGGACCCUGCGAAGCUGGAUAGCACCAAGCUGAAGGAGAUCGGGAAGUUCCUGAAGGUCGGGGUAGACUUCGAGGAUGACGCUGGCCAGCGCCCGGAGAUCACUGAGAUCUUUAAGAAGACAGCGGAGGCCAAGGCAGAGGCUGUAGGUGAAUAUGUGGAGUACCUGCUGAACAACGAGGUCAAGUUUCUGCUGUUUGGACACCACCACGUUUUGCUCGAUUCCUUGGAGGAGAAGCUGAAGUCGCUGGCCAGCCGCUACAUCCGCAUCGAUGGCCACACGCCACAGCACAACCGCCCGGCUCUGGUGGAAGAGUUUCAAAGCAACCCGGAGGUGCAGGUGGCUUUGUUGAGCAUCACCGCCUGUGGGCAAGGACUGACCCUCACCGCGGCCCACACGGUGGUCUUUGCAGAGCUGUACUGGGUGCCGGGGCAGAUGCUGCAAGCGGAAGACCGGGUGCACCGCAUCGGACAAACGGAGAUGGUGGAUGUGCACUACUGCAUUGCCCAGGGCAGCCUGGAUGAACGUGUUUACGCUUCCUUGAACAAGAAAAGCCGGGACACCAGUGGCAUCCUCGAUGGCAAGGAGCGCCACCUGGAUGCCUCACAGGCACCGGCCCCUUCCAUGAAGGCGGAAGCAGUGGCCAAGGCGGAAGCAGAAGUGGCCUCGCCGAAGGCCUCGCCCAAGCGGAGCCCAAAGGCGACGGCGAAGGCGGCAAAGGCGCCGCCCAAAAGGGCCAAGGCCUCGCCCAAACCCAAGGGCAGGCCGAAGCGCCGGGCGGAGGAGGCCACCGGCAUCUCCAAGUUCUUCAAGAAGGAGUCAACCUGAUCUAUCACUUCUUGACUGGCAUCAAGGAGCUCGAGUACCCGGAGAGCAGCGUGGACCUCGUCAAGCCCCAUGACCUGCACAACAGAAAGCUGCACCAGUUGGCGCGGAGAGGCAAGGGCA
Molecule: messenger RNA, 2553 nt
Organism: Effrenium voratum
Lineage: Eukaryota; Dinophyceae; Suessiales; Symbiodiniaceae
Source: the annotation of a GenBank genome assembly